AUGUCUCUCUCUCUAUACCGUGUCGAUGAUCAAAACGAUAACUCAGCCUCAUCUGUCAAAAGAACAAACAUCCUUGGAUCAAAAAUCGGAGUAAUCGGAUCAGGAGAAUUCCCAAAGAUAUCUUCAUAUUCAAAGUCUACCAGAUCUACUGACGACCUUAGAAAAUACAAUACUUUUUUUUUGGCUCAUGAAGGCCAUGCAGAACAGACGUUUACGGAAAACAAAGGAAAACCUAGGAAAAAAUCCACUGGUGAUGAUAACACCGGUGUUGAAGAUGAGGACAUAGAGGAUAAUUCUACACAACAAUUUCUCUUGAGUGAUUCAAACGAGGAAGAUAGCGAGGAAGAAUGCUAUGAGGACAAAGAUAAAGAGUACCAACCAGAGGACAUAGAUGAGCGCUCGGAUUCAGAUAUGACUGAGGGAGAAGAAGAAGAGCAGUCUGACGAUGGCUCAAAAGAUGAUUCAGACGAUGACUCUGAGAAUAACGACAACGAUUCCGAAGACGAGAGUGAUACAGAUGAUGAAGUAGAGGAAACAGAGGAAGAAUGGGAAAGUGAUUGCGAAGAUGAAGAUGACGAAGAAAACGAUACGGACGAAGGAUGGAAAAAUUGUAGUGAGGAAGAGGAGAACGAGGAUGCUUUAGAUGAUUUAAAUGAAGAUUGGGAACGUGUCAAAGAUGAAGAAGACAAGGAAGGGGAUGAUAUCGUCGAAUUGCCUCCGAAUAAACAAAAUUGA
Microthlaspi erraticum is the source of this 735-nucleotide messenger RNA. The record is from the annotation of a GenBank genome assembly. Lineage: Eukaryota; Viridiplantae; Streptophyta; Magnoliopsida; Brassicales; Brassicaceae.